AUGACACAAACUAAUGCUGGUGGAUCAGCUAAAGAUGCAGCCGAUCAAAAUUUUGAUUAUAUGUUUAAAUUACUUAUUAUUGGAAAUUCAUCUGUAGGAAAAACAUCAUUUCUGUUUCGAUAUGCAGAUGAUUCAUUCACAUCAGCAUUUGUUAGUACUGUUGGAAUUGAUUUUAAGGUUAAAACUGUAUUUCGUCAUGAUAAACGUGUUAAAUUACAAAUAUGGGAUACAGCUGGUCAAGAACGUUAUCGAACAAUAACAACUGCUUAUUAUCGUGGUGCGAUGGGUUUUAUUUUAAUGUAUGAUAUAACAAAUGAAGAAUCAUUUAAUGCUGUACAAGACUGGGUUCUACAGAUAAAGACACAUUCAUGGGAAAAAACCCCGGUUAUAUUGGCUGGUAAUAAAUGUGAUAUGGCAAACGAGAGAGUUGUUCAGUCGAUAGAAGGAAAAAAACUUGCCGAAGAUCUCGGUUUGGAAUUUUUUGAAACUUCAGCAAAAGAAAAUAUUAAUGUUAAAGCUGUUUUUGAAAGAUUGGUCGAUAUAAUAUUAGAAAAAAUGUCUGAUGCACCUGAAGAUCCAAGUGGUAAUAACACUGGACAAGCAAAUGCUGGUUAUGGUAGUCAACCAGGUGGAUAUAAUAAAGGAGGAACGACAAGACUUACAGUUAAUGAUCAACAAGCUAAAGGCAAUCAAUGUCAAUGUUAA
Adineta steineri is the source of this 705-nucleotide messenger RNA. Lineage: Eukaryota; Metazoa; Rotifera; Eurotatoria; Adinetida; Adinetidae. The record is from the annotation of a GenBank genome assembly.